Messenger RNA from Melanaphis sacchari, 2550 nucleotides. RefSeq names its product D-glucuronyl C5-epimerase (gene Hsepi). Lineage: Eukaryota; Metazoa; Arthropoda; Insecta; Hemiptera; Aphididae. Gene Ontology annotation, molecular function: heparosan-N-sulfate-glucuronate 5-epimerase activity. Gene Ontology annotation, cellular component: Golgi apparatus. The record is from RefSeq and is a predicted model, not a curated record. Gene Ontology annotation, biological process: heparan sulfate proteoglycan biosynthetic process. The coding region runs from base 704 to 2404 and encodes 566 amino acids. The transcript is spliced from 10 exons.
CCCGAGACUUUUUAUCGGCCGAUAGUAUCAUCAUAUUACGUCAAAGGUGCGAAUGCCGAACGCGUACCGCUCUAGCACUCAGACGGACAAUUACAUUGCUAUAUAGAUGACACAUUGACACCAGAAGACAGGAAGACGUGUAUUAUUCGCAAGCGCCGUGAGUAAUUUCAGUGGUUAUCAAAACCCAGUAUCGUUAUCACUUAUCAAUUACGAGCAAGUGCACCGACACAAAAUAAUAUUAUUCAUAAUAUAUUAUUACACAUAGACACAUAGUAACAAGUGACAAUAAUAAAUGUCGUUCAUCGUCGCGAUUUUCAAUUAUGACCGGCUGGCCGAAAUAAUAUUAACAAGACAAUCGUAGUUGUCGGUUUUUAGCCAUCGUGAUAAGAUCCAAGAGGUAACAGUUAUUUGACAGCAAGCACUGACGAGAAUUAUCUUCUUUUUUUUUUAACGAUUGUGCACCUCGACGAUUUCGUACCGUAUUAUCCGACGCCUGCUGUCUUGAUGAUGGACGGCAUUUUGUUGCGAGACAGUUAUCGUAGAAAUAAUCAUAAUCAUCAUCGUAUGUCGACGACCAUCUAAAAUGAUUGGACCACCGCCACAUUUUGCCCUACCGUCCGGUAUUGUAUGGCGCAAAUGACACAUGUACGACGGACAUAGUAGCUAUUCAUCGUUCAAUUAUUCAAAUGAUUAUUAAACCAGUAUGAGAUUAAACAUAAGAACCCUCUUUUUAACUAUUUCUACUUUUAUUAUAAUAUGCACGGUGUCAUUAUGGUCCAAUUGCUCAAAUCAAACAUUUGAUAAAUUUUCAAAGAAUAUCAAAUCUGACUAUGAAUCAUUAGUUCAAAAUAUAAAGCCAAUAGACUGUCUUAUUAAUGGAAAUAAAAUUCAUGUGGAUUGCCUUUUAAAAAAUAAUACAGUUUAUAUUCCAUUUUCAUUUCUAAAAAAUUAUUUUGAGAUUUAUGGAAAAAUUAUUGAAACUGGUGAAAACAAAAAAAAGUUCCAUUGGUCACAUAGUUAUUCCAAAAUAUAUCAACAAAAUGGAAAAUAUGAUUCUCGGGGUGUGUUUACAAAUUUCCAAAAUUAUAAAGUUGAAGAAAGAGAUCGUGUGAAGUGUGUUAGUGCUUCUGAAGGAGUACCAGUGUCAACUCAGUGGAAUCCUCAUGGUUAUUAUUAUCCAACACAAAUAGCUCAAUUUGGGUUAUCUCAUUAUAGUAAAAAUCUUACUUUACCAUCACCAAAAAUAACUGUUUUGGAAAAUGGUCAGUUAAACCCUUUGUGGAAUGUUCCUGAAACUUCAAAAAUACAAAUAGUAUUCAAUGCUCAAGCCAAUAGUAAUGUUAUUGAUUUUUUCAGUACUGAUAAACCAAUUUCAUUGAAAAUUGAUAGCAAAGAAGAAUUUUUCAUUAGUUUUGAUGUGGCUUUAUCUUUAUCAACAAGUAGUAGUAUUGUUGUUACUAUAAAAGAUAUGAAGGAAAAGAACGAAGUAUGGAAUCUACAUUACAUAUGUUCAAGAACAUUUAUAUUUGCAAAGGGUCAUAAUAUUUAUCAUGGAAUGCAUUGCAGUAGAGAGUUUGGUUGGAAAAAAUUGACAAGAAAUGUAUUAAUUGAUUUACAAAAGGGGUUACAUGUAUUAAAAAAAACAACAACAAAAAUGUUUCGUUCAAAAUAUAAGUUAUGUGAUUUUAAACUGUAUGGAGUUGGAUUCUUGGACAACCUAACACUUAGUUCUAGUGAUCAUAUUAGUCAAUUUUAUGCUGCUGCACAUUGGUUCAAUAAACAUCAAAAUAAAGAGUCUGGUGGUUGGAUUAAUCCUGUUACUCGUAAAAUAUCUCCUUUUAUUAAACCAUUAAAGCCAGGAUGGUUAUCUGCAAUGGGUCAGGGUCAAGCAAUAUCAUUGCUCUCCCGGGCAUUUUACCAUUCUGGUGGCAAUGAAGUAUAUUUAAAUACAGCUUACACCGCUCUAAAACCAUUUAAAAUCUCGAGUAAAGAUGGUGGUGUUUUGUCUAAAUUUAUGAAUUUACACCCAUGGUAUGAUGAAUAUCCUACAGUUCCACCAAUAUUUAUUUUAAAUGGUUUUAUGUACUCCUUGAUUGGAUUAUAUGAUUUAUUUUCAUUGGCUCCUAAUGGUUCGGAGGUUUCACAAGAAGCUUAUUCACUAUGGAAACAAGGUAUGAUAUCAUUAAAAAAUUUGUUACCAUUGUUUGAUAUGGGUUCAAGAUCAGCGUAUGAUCUAAGACAUGUAACACUAGAUAUAGCACCAAAUAUUGCUCGAUGGGAUUAUCACGCUACACAUAUCAACCAACUAUUAUUGUUGGCAACGCUAGACAAUGCUACAGUUAUACAAACUACAGCCAAAAGAUGGAUUGGUUAUAUGAAUGGUGCUCGUGCAUCGCAUAAUUAAGUUAUUUAAACUAAGAGUAUUGAACAAAAACUAGUAAAACGUAACUAAGAAAAUGUUGGGGAAAAAGUAUGGCUGUGACAAUUUUUUUUUCCUAAAUAUAUUACAUUUUUAAUUAAUUUUGUAUUUUUAGAGGAAAUGUGCAUUAA